Messenger RNA from Pieris brassicae (large cabbage white), 2008 nucleotides. RefSeq lists its product as uncharacterized. The coding region runs from base 272 to 1210 and encodes 312 amino acids. The transcript has 8 exons. The record is from RefSeq and is a predicted model, not a curated record. Gene Ontology annotation, cellular component: neuron projection membrane. Gene Ontology annotation, biological process: synapse organization. NCBI's taxonomy places the organism in Eukaryota, Metazoa, Arthropoda, Insecta, Lepidoptera, Pieridae.
UGUGCGCUUGUCCCUGACCGUUGAAUUUAUUUGUGACAUACCCUAUUUGUGACGUGAAGUGUAAGUUUGACAACCCUAACGGUUAAAGUGACUUGUGUUUGUGCCAUUUGGAAUUUUAGUGUUUUAUUGAUAUGAAUGCGCGCGAGAAACAAUGCAGUUAAAAGCAUUGAUCGCGAACCACGCCAUGAGUGUACAGAAGCUUUAGUGUCAACGCGAUAGAAAAGAAAAAGAAAGAUGUCGCUAAACGCAAGCGUGGGUUAAAAAAGAUAAAAUGGCAAACAAAAGUUUCGGCAACGAGGUGGUCGGCUUUAUCCUGGCGGUGGCAUUUUGUGUCACUUGCCCAGAAUACGUAUCGUCCGCCCAAAGAGAGUUAGGUAAAGGUACUAAUACCUCAGCUACCGCGCCACCUGCCGCCGACAAUGCGAUACGCGGCGCACUGGAGACACCCAGGCCCACACCGAGGAGUGGGCCAUACUUUGACCUGGCCUUCUCAAAGAAUGUCACUGCGCUACUCGGCAAAACCGCCUACCUGAACUGUCGAGUCAAGAAUUUAGGAAAUAAAACCCUCAAUAUGCAGGUAUCAUGGGUGCGACAUAGAGAUAUCCAUCUUCUGACAGUUGGUAGAUACACAUACACCAGCGAUCAGCGAUUUCGAGCGAUACAUUUACCGCACUCAGAAGACUGGACUUUACAGAUAAAAUACCCGCAGCACAGGGACUCGGGAAUCUAUGAAUGUCAGAUAUCAACGACUCCACACAUGAGCCAUUUCAUACAUCUAAAUGUCGUUGAGCCAACGACGGAGAUAAUUGGCGGACCGGAGCUGUAUAUUGAUCGGGGCAGCACUAUAAACUUAACAUGCGUAGUGCUCUACUCUCCUGAACCACCAGCGUAUAUUUUUUGGAACCAUAACGAUGCGAUAAUAAGCUAUGACUCGCCGAGAGGUGGCGUGUCAGUUGUGACGGAGAAAGGUGAGACGACAACAUCGUUCCUUCUCAUUCAGCAGGCGAGGCCUUCUGACUCGGGGACCUAUCAGUGUAACCCCAGCAAUGCCCAGUCGAAGAGCGUGGUGGUGCACGUACUAAAUGAAGCAAAUUCUAUUUUUCCUCUAUCAGGUGAGUACCCAGCGGCGAUGCAGCGUGGAGGAGAAGCAUUUUCGCCGCACACCCACUGUAUUCUACUUGCUGCCAUGCUUCUCUUAGCCGUGUCUUGACAUCAAAUGGUUAGAGGUUUGUAAAUAAGUACCUAAUAGCCAUGCUGACCUUUAAUUAUUAACUUUAACAUCUUUGUUUCUUUGUUUUAUUCCAUAUUUGUUUGGCCUAUAAGCCAAUAUAGGCUAAGGACUGAAUAAGCAUUUAUUUUAUUUUACAUGAUAUCUGUAUCUAACCUGUGUUCUAAAUGCCAGUUUUGAUUGUGAUGAAUCGUAUAUUCUUCUAUUGUAAGCAUUUGUGACAGUCGUUCUCUUCAAUAGAAAAAAUUACGUUUGUUGAUAGCAAAACUAUAUUUAUAAACAUUUCAAUUACAGAUGCUUCGUUGACUUAUUUAGUACUUUUCUAAUGCUGUGAAUACUUAAAGGUCAGUACCGCCAAUCUUAUAUUUAUGCUAUUUAAUAGUGUGGGUUGUGUUAUGUACCAUACAUAUAAUUAACUCUCCGAGCAAGUAGCAAAAGCGCUUGUUACGUAGAAUUGUAAAUAUCUAUUCUCAAUUUUUGUGUCUAAAGUUUUCGUGUUUUCAACCAGUCCUUUAUAUUUUAUAUAUAAUGAGACAACAUCGUAUAUAAUAUUUACAUUUUAUUUUUAAUUAAAAACUUAAGGAAAAACACAAACAUUAUAUAAUUUUAUUGAUGAAAAUCUUUAGAUUUUAGUAUGUUAAUAUUAAACGAUGUUGCCUCUCUCAUAUUGUUACAAAUGAAAUCGUAGAUUUUAACGAAUGUAUGAUUAGAGUACACCGGAAAAGCAGCUGACAAUACUAUGAUAACAGAAAGAGAAUGUGUAUGUACAUACUAUAUGUU